Pleurotus ostreatus (oyster mushroom) is the source of this 1071-nucleotide messenger RNA. RefSeq lists its product as uncharacterized. NCBI's taxonomy places the organism in Eukaryota, Fungi, Basidiomycota, Agaricomycetes, Agaricales, Pleurotaceae. The record is from RefSeq and is a predicted model, not a curated record. The transcript has 4 exons. The coding region runs from base 1 to 1071 and encodes 356 amino acids.
AUGGCCUUCCCCACACCCAGCGGCGGAUCAGUACGAUCUAACGACUUCGCGCCCUCAAUCUUCUUUGCAGUCCUAUACGGAUGCCUACUCCCACUCAUUUUCUACCGCUUGCUCCAUCGUCGAUCACGAACGCUAGCUGUCUUCGGAUGUGUGAGUUUCGCUAUUGAAAGAAUAGUCCUGUUUUCUCUGAGAGCGCGCGCUGCACGGACAGAUUCCAAUGGACCUCUGAAAUACAUGGAAAUCACAAUCGGUGUUGGCUUCUUGUCAAUAUGUUCCACAUACAGGGACCUAGUCAAAUGUUUUCUCAUAAAUGCUACAUAUGGGACCGAUACAUACUACCAAGCUCCCGCGUAUGAAGGAGCUAAGAAAGUUGCGAAGACGUCGACACAGUUCGAAGAUAUCCUGUCCUCCCAACCUAUCUUAGCGGUCGUCUCCUCCAAGCAGCACGUUGCAGAUACCCCUAGAGCGCGCUUCAUCUCCCGUCGCUUCGGAGACGUUUGCUCCUUGCUCGUACUAGCGGCUAUCAUAACAGGUAUCCUCGGUGCGACGGAUUUUCCUGCUGCGAUAGAUAAUGCCUCUAAGGCAGACAAUAUGAUGAUGCUACGAUAUGUUAGUGCUGGGCUGGGUCUAGGCGCUAUUAUACUCAUAGGCUUUUCCAUGAUAUGGGGCUAUCGGCGCUUGCCUCGUGCGAGCACGCCAGCAUUCAAAUUACUUGUAUCCAUAUGGCUUCCCUUGUGCUCCGUCGCAAUUUAUCGAGUCGCAGUGCUCCAUAACACUACCUCCCAGCUAUCAUCAUACGGACGUGGCUCCCUCAACACCCCCGCAGACAAAACAGUGUUCUACAUAUUCCAGAUCCUCGCCGAGUGGUUCGCCGUCCUCGCCCUGUUCGGGGCAAACACCCGCGAAGUUGUCGGCUGUGGCCUCUGGGGAGACUGGAGAGGACACGAUGAGACGGACGAAGAGAAGGCCAAGCGGAUAAAGAAAGAAGAGGAGAGAGCGCAGAGAAAAGCUGAGAAGCAAGCAUUGAAGGAAUCAGCAGACCUUCGAUCAGUGGCUGAAUCAGGACCGUGA